UCUCUCUCUCUCUCUCUCUCUCUGGGGUUGAUCUAUUCAUCCCCCGGAGUGUUCUUGUAGCCUCUGUUGCAUAUGCAUUUCUCUUGGUGAUUAAUGCUUCAAAUGCGCAGUCGUCGUAGGCACGGUGGCUUUCGUAUUGUAGCGUAAUCGAUCACCGACAUGCUCAGUGUGUACGAAAGAUACACCUUGAGAUUUGCUUUAAAAACACCAAGGCCAUAGGUACAGUCUACAGCUCCCCGCAGAACCGACUUCCAACUGCCAAGGCCAACCAACAAAAUGCGCGUGGGCUACGUGUUCCUAGUGGCUUUAGCUAUCCUUGUCGGCAGAUGCGAUACUAGCUCAACGAAAGCACCCCAAGGACGAGCUAACUUCUUUCGGUCAAUCGAGACAGAGGGUAGACUUCUCAGAGACGACGAGGUGGCAGGCGACGAAGAAAGAACACGGGGCGCUGUUGCCUCGAAAAUUGACGAGUUAGUGGACCCAGCGACGCUAGAUGCAGCGAUGAAAGAUAUCACAACAAUGAAGGCUUUGUUCAGGCGAUGGAGUGCAGAUGCUGCAAUCUCCGAACAAGUUAUCAGCAGGCUGUCGGCGGAUGCACUAACUUUCGCUAAGUACAAAUACCUUGUACUGCCGUAUAACGGAUAUCGGGAGGGUGCCCGAAUUGCAGCUCAGGUGGACGCCUUGGUGGACCCGAAGACGUUGAACGCCGCGCUUCAAGAUCGGAGAAAGAUGACGGACUUAUUCAAGCAAUGGAAUGCGGAAGAAGUCAUUGCAAUGCGGGUGGUCGAGAGAUUGGCGGGCGAUCCGCAUACAUUAAAACUUUACAGCCCACUCAUCCAGUGGUUUAACAGAUAUCGAUUCGACGGUAUUGAAAUAACGUCAUAAAGUAGAACCCUGACACUCAGA
Molecule: messenger RNA, 906 nt
Organism: Phytophthora nicotianae INRA-310
Lineage: Eukaryota; Oomycota; Peronosporomycetes; Peronosporales; Peronosporaceae
Exons: 1
Coding region: 277-885 (202 amino acids)
Source: RefSeq, a predicted model, not a curated record